Molecule: messenger RNA, 1646 nt
Organism: Nylanderia fulva
Lineage: Eukaryota; Metazoa; Arthropoda; Insecta; Hymenoptera; Formicidae
Source: RefSeq, a predicted model, not a curated record
UCUGGCUGUUCCGAGGAAUAUUGAAAUUUAAUAUUUUGCGAGAUCCCGGCAACACUUUAUCCCGCAUGGAUCCACCCCUGCCUAGUCCCGCUUAGACAUUUCUUUCCACUCCACGAUAUUGAAAAUUCCAUUUGGUGCGCAGGAAUUGCAAUUUAAUUUCGAAGAAGAUCCUCGCGAGAUCGCAGCAAAAAUUCGAUGUAAAAUGUCGAACGCGCCGCAAACUUUUCUUAGCGUAAUGCAACAAGAUUUCCCGAAUUGGUCCCGUGCAAAAAAAGCUUUAGAACCGCCACCACCACCGAUAGAUAUCGAUACUCAAUUGUAUCUUCCUAGACCUGAGCCGGAGGAUUGUAAAUGUGACGUUCACGGUUUGAAAAAUAAGAAAGUCAGAUACAAGCAGUUGGCCGAGAAGGAACGUCGGCUUCACAAUGAGCUAAUGAGAGUCGAUCGUGAAAUGAUGCUUCUCACAUCGUCGAUGUUGGAUAGCGCUUGCGAUAUGGACGAAACGAUGAAGAGCAUUUACAAGACGGAUUACGAAAAGAGAGGUCUACCUGUUACGCAAUACAGGUCAUUAAUGGCUGCGGUGGAUGCACCGAUUGAAUUAUUAUCUAUUACUCCGCCAAUCGUCGAUUUGAAAGUUUAUAGAGAUCCUAUCGGAUUCAGGUAUACGGCUAUGGACAGCCCGACAAUUCAACCUACUAAGACGAUAGAGCUCUUAAAAGUUUCAGAAACUUGCCCCUUCUGGAGAGAGCCAUUUGCAGGCUGUUCGGAGUACAAAGAUACCAUCAGUAAAAUGGGUUUGAGAAAUAUGAAAAAUCAGCAGCGAUAUUUAGAACCUCUUCUUCCAUCAAAAAAACUUGGCGAUUGCAAUUUAUCCAAAGUAAAGAAACGCAACAAAAUAUAAAACGUAUGUAAAAAUGUUAUCAAUACAAUAAUGUCAGCGCAAUGAAAUUUAAGAUAAUCGUAAAUAAUGAAAUGUGUGUUAUAUAAAAUAUUUACAUAUAACAUUUAUAUCACAAAUUGAAAAAUGCGCAAUUUUAAGUCGCUGUAAUCUUUACGUAUUCCUGCCUGAGUAAAUAUAACAAUAUCUAUUACAAAAUAUUACUAAUUAAUAUUACAAGUUUUACGAAGCAGAAUCCGCUAGUACAACUUAUUGUAAGAUAAAGAAAAUUUAGAAACGUGCAAAUAAGGUACAAAACUUUUCUCCUUUAUCUCUUGGAAUAUACAAUCUCUUUAUUUAUCACAUUGCGGUAUUCAGUUAUUAACAAAUUUCGCAAGAAAGUCGUUUUACAAACAAUUCUCUCGGGUUCUUUUUUUUUUGCAUUUAUCUAAUUAGGUUACAAAUUAAUUACACGAUUGUUUCGCUAAGCAAUUAUAUGGUUUUAUGUACUUCGCUUGGUCCUCGUACAUAAGUUUAUGGUUGACAUUCUCAAUGGCAAAAAUAUAAUCAUCUAUAUUGAUGCAUUCAAUAUCGCUCUUGUAUCAUAAACAUAAACUAAAUAUAUUAAUUAAUUACAUGAGCUAUAAGUACAGUGAAAAAAUCUAAAGAAUAUCUAUAAUGUAUGUACAAACCUUGUGUAUUAUAUAUCACCUCAGUUUAAUAAAAAUACCUUCGUACAGAGAUAAUAACAAUAUGAAUGUUUCUGAUA